CAUGAGAGGAAGGGGGCGGGUGGAUUAUUUCAUUUGCCAUUUUGCCACAUGAUGCAGGGUCACAUGCAUUUCAAGUCACUUUUGCUGAUUUCCUCAUGACCAUGACUCAAACUCCAUUAAAAAUGUGUGACUUUAUUGCCCAAUCUUUCUUUGCAGGGGGACAAAGACAGCAAGCAGAUGUGAGAGACCUACAGUACAAGAGAGCGAUGACAUCAACAGGAGUUAUAAAGAUGAGCAGUGGAAGGGUUUUCAAGGUGCAACAUGGAGCCGGUGCGACUUGUGCGAGCUGUUUUGACUUUAGUUGUUAUUUUCACCAGUCUUUGUGGCGCCAACGUCGCAGCAGGGCACACGCUGAAAAUGGACCAAGCUCUCUUAAUGUUUUAUAACCAGCUGCCCCACGACGUGGAGGUCUUGUACACUUCAGAUUAUUGCUACAAGUGUGUGUACCAGCGUCUGAUCCAAGUGAAAGCCAACCACAAAAACGUAUCUGCAGUCAUCAGCACCAAGUUCACUCUGAGCAUGCGAGUAGAAUCGCACAAGGGCAUCAAAACUCUUUGCAGAUGGAGUGAGACAUAUGAGGAGGGCGGUCACUACUGCAUUUGGAUCGGAAAGUCAGUUAAUGGCAACAAUGUCUCCUGCAUUCACUUUGUGGAUAAAAGACCAAACAAUUCCUACAUGCCUAUCCUGGUUGCUGCUCUCUCCCUGUCUAUAACCGCUCUCCUAUUUGUUGUGACACCAUAUGCAUACAGAAAAUGGCGUACAUCGAAGUUUGUGAAGACCAUUUGCUGCAAAAUACCCCAGUACUCGCUUGAUGAAGUGCAUGCUGGGAACGACGAGAGCAGUGCCAGCAAAGUGAAACCAACCCGUCUGCGUUCACUGGACACAUUUCGAGGGUUUGCCCUCACAGUGAUGGUGUUUGUCAACUACGGUGGAGGAGGCUACUGGUUCUUUCAGCACGCACCAUGGAACGGUCUGACAGUGGCAGAUCUCGUCAUGCCAUGGUUUGUCUUUGCCAUCGGGACUUCGGUGGUGUUGGCGAUCCGAUCCAUGCAGAGGAGAGGCGUGGGCCGCCUGCAGCUGCUGCACAAGGUCACGUGGAGAACUCUGGUCCUGCUGAUGCUCGGCUUCUGCUUCCUCAACUACUCCCCGCGAGAUGGACCACUGUCCUGGUCCUGGCUCAGGAUCCCUGGUGUGCUACAGCGUCUGGCUUUCACCUACUUUUUCUUGGCUCUGCUGCAGACCCUAUGGGGAAACAAAGAGAAUGGACAAAGUGAAGGUCACUGGUGGUCCCCAGUCCAGGAUGUGGUGCUCUACAGGUCCCAAUGGCUCAUCAUCAUUCUCUUGGAGACGUUGUGGCUAUGCAUCACCUUCCUCCUGCCUGUACCCAACUGCCCCACAGGCUAUUUAGGAGCAGGUGGAAUUGGGGAUAAUGGCCUUUACCCAAACUGCACUGGAGGGGCGGCAGGGUACAUUGACAAGUGGAUGUUUGGUGACAACAUGUAUAGGUACCCCACGUGCAAAGAAAUGUACCGCUCCACACAACCAUUCGACCCAGAGGGUAUUCUCGGUACAAUCAACUCAAUUGUGAUGGGAUUUAUGGGGAUGCAGGCAGGGAAAAUUAUCAUUUUCUACAAGGGGAAGAAUGUUCAGAUCCUGUGCAGAUUCCUGGUGUGGGCCAUCGUACUGGGAAUCUCGGCAGCCAUCCUUUCUAAGUGCACGCGAGACGAAGGAUUUAUACCUGUCAAUAAAAACCUUUGGUCAUUGUCCUAUGUGACGUGUAUGGGCUGUUUCUCCUUCCUGUUGCUGGGAGGCGUGUACUUUAUCAGUGACGUAAAGGGAUGGUGGGGAGGCCAACCAUUCAUAUAUCCAGGGAUGAACUCCAUCUUCGUGUAUGUUGGACACUCGCUCCUGGGUUUUUACUUUCCGUUCAGCUGGGAGAUGCGCUUCCAGGAAAGCCACUGGGAGUGGCUCUUUCAAAGCCUGUGGGGAACGGCACUGUGGCUAAUUAUUGCUUACCUCCUCUACAGGAAGAAGUUUUUCCUCAAAAUUUGACCGAGUGUACAGGACCUGUCCCUACAUUCUAUAUACCAUUCUAGGCUUGUUUCAACUAUAACUGUCUCAUAAUACACAUUUUGAACUAUUACAAAUGUCUUUUUUGGAAAUGAUUUCAUUUGAGUAACAGCACUGAAAGGACUAAAAGUAACAGGAGUGAGUUUUUGGCAUACAAUUAGAAAAUACAUGCAAUAUAGCCACACUAGUUUAUACAAAAAUUGAUAACAUCACAGGAUUUUUUCAGGUAACAGGAUUUUUGUUCACGAGUGAGGGAAGAGUGGAUCGUGAGAUCGACAGCCGAAUCGGUGCGGCAUCUUCAGUAAUGCGGACGCUGUAUCGAUCCGUUGUGGUGAAGAAGGAGCUGAGCCGGAAGGCAAAGCUCUCAAUUUACCGGUCGAUCUACGUUCCCAUCCUCACCUAUGGUCAUGAGCUUUGGGUUAUGACCGAAAGGACAAGAUCACGGGUACAAGCGGCCGAAAUGAGUUUCCUCCGCCGGGUGGCAGGGCUCUCCCUUAGAGAUAGGGUGAGAAGCUCUGUCAUCCGGGGGGAGCUCAAAGUAAAGCCGCUGCUCCUCCACAUCGAGAGGAGCCAGAUGAGGUGGUUCGGGCAUCUGGUCAGGAUGCCACCCGAUCGCCUCCCUCGGGAGGUGUUUAGGGCACGUCCGACCGGUAGGAGGCCACGGGGAAGACCCAGGACACGUUGGGAAGACUAUGUCUCCCGGCUGGCCUGGGAACGCCUCGGGAUCCCCCGGGAGGAGCUGGACGAAGUGGCUGGGGAGAGGGAAGUCUGGGCUUCCCUGCUUAGGCUGCUGCCCCCGCGACCCGACCUCGGAUAAGCGGAAGAAGAUGGAUGGAUGGAUGGAUGGAUGGAUUUUUCCCCGCAAAUUGAAUCGACUCUAAUACACAGAAAAAUACAUGACAUAAUUUACUUCUGGCCUUCCGUAGUCUGCAGAGAUUUUGAAUGAUGCGACUUGUGGUAACAGGACUGAGUGUGUGUUUUUUAAAGAUAACAAACCUAAAGUAAAAUUUGGAAAAUCACUCAUAUAAAUAUUAACAAAUCCAUUUCUAAUGUACUGUAACAUAUUUCAUAUUAAAGUCUAAUUUUAGGUUUGUUGUUUUUUUUAUACAAAUGCUAUUUUACUAGAAUCAAAGU
Nerophis lumbriciformis (worm pipefish) is the source of this 3204-nucleotide messenger RNA. Its product is annotated as heparan-alpha-glucosaminide N-acetyltransferase. The record is from RefSeq and is a predicted model, not a curated record. NCBI's taxonomy places the organism in Eukaryota, Metazoa, Chordata, Actinopteri, Syngnathiformes, Syngnathidae.